Molecule: messenger RNA, 5052 nt
Organism: Fusarium tjaetaba
Lineage: Eukaryota; Fungi; Ascomycota; Sordariomycetes; Hypocreales; Nectriaceae
Product: clathrin heavy chain
Exons: 4
Coding region: 1-5052 (1683 amino acids)
Biological process (GO): intracellular protein transport; receptor-mediated endocytosis; Golgi to endosome transport
Cellular component (GO): clathrin coat of coated pit; clathrin coat of trans-Golgi network vesicle; clathrin complex
Molecular function (GO): structural molecule activity; clathrin light chain binding
Source: RefSeq, a predicted model, not a curated record
AUGCCGACCCUGCCCAUCAAGUUUCAGGAGCUUGUCCAGCUCGCCAAUGUUGGCGUGGACACACAGAGCAUUGGCUUCAACUCCUGCACACUCGAGUCCGACUCCUACGUGUGUGUGCGAGAGAAGAAGAACGAAGCUGCCCAACCUGAGGUUGUUAUUAUUGAGCUCAAGAAUGGCAACAACGUCACCCGUCGGCCGAUCAAGGCCGACAGUGCCAUCAUGCACUGGAACCGACAGGUUAUUGCUCUCAAGGCUCAGUCUAGAACACUGCAGAUCUUCGACCUCGAGCAAAAGAAGAAGCUCAAGUCCUGCACCAUGAACGAGGAUGUCCAAUUCUGGAAGUGGAUCAGCGAGAACGAGCUUGGUCUUGUCACAACAACCAGCGUCUUCCACUGGAAUGUCUACGAUGCGGGUCAAGAUGCCCCCGUCAAGGUCUUCCAGCGCAAUGAUAACCUCAACGGCUGCCAGAUCAUCAACUACCGAGUCAACAGCGAUGGCAAGUGGAUGGUAGUCGUUGGUAUUUCAUCCCAGCAGGGCCGUGUGGUUGGUGCCAUGCAGCUCUACUCCAAAGAUCGUGGAAUCAGCCAGGCCAUAGAAGGUCACGCCGCCGCCUUCGGUACCCUUCGCCUAGAAGGUGCUCCCCAAGAUACCAAGUUCUUCAGUUUCGCUGUACGAACGGCAACCGGCGCCAAGCUUCACAUUGUCGAGGUCGACCACCCCGAGUCGAAUCCAGUUUUCCAGAAGAAGGCGGUUGACAUGUUCUUCCCCCCCGAAGCCACCAACGAUUUCCCCGUCGCUCUCCAGGUUUCUCAGAAGUACGGCGUCAUCUACAUGGUGACCAAGUACGGCUUUAUCCACCUUUAUGAUCUUGAGACUGCCUCGUGCAUCUACAUGAACCGAAUUUCGAGCGAGACGAUUUUCACAACAUGCACGGACGACGGCUCCUCUGGUAUCGUUGGCAUCAACCGAAAGGGUCAAGUUCUUUUCGUGACCAUCGACGACAACAACAUCAUCCCGUAUCUUCUUCAGAACCCGGCCAACUCAGAGAUGGCUAUCAAGAUGGCCUCAAGAGCUGGACUUCCCGGUGCUGACAACCUUUAUGCCCGCCAAUUCGAGCAGCUAUUCAACGCGGGAAGUUAUCUGGAGGCUGCUAAGGUUGCCGCCAACUCCCCACGAGGAUUCCUGCGAAGCGCCGAGACUAUUGAGAAGUUCAAGCGCCUUCCUGUUCAACCUGGUCAGAUGGCUUUCACACUUCAAUACUUCGGUAUGCUUUUGGACAAGGGCGCCUUGAACCGUGAGGAGACCCUCGAGCUUGCACAGCCUGUUCUCCAGCAGAACCGCAAGCAUUUGCUUGAGAAGUGGUUGAAGGAGGGCAAGUUGGACUGCUCUGAGGCGCUCGGAGACUUGGUCCGUCCUUACGAUAUGAACAUGGCCCUUACCAUUUACCUUAAGGCGGAGGUCCCCGCAAAGGUUGUUGCUGGUUUUGCUGAGACAGGCCAGUUUGAUAAGAUUCUCCCGUACUCGGCUCAAACCGGCUAUCAACCUGAUUAUAUCCAACUUCUUCAGCACAUCAUUCGUAUCAACCCUGAGAAGGGUGCCGAGUUUGCUAGUGCUCUGGCUAAUAACGAGCAGGGCUCCUUGGUUGAUUUGGAGCGUGUUUGCGACAUCUUCCAAGGACAGGGUAUGAUCCAACAAGCCACUGCCUUCCUCCUUGAUGCGCUGAAGGAGAACAAGCCUGAACAUGCCCGUCUUCAGACCCGACUGCUGGAGAUGAAUCUCAUGCAUGCUCCUCAAGUUGCCGAGGCUAUUCUGGGCAAUGAGAUGUUCACUCACUUCGACAAGUCUCGCAUUGCCCAACUUUGCGAGCAGGCUAAUCUUCCUCAGAAGGCUUUGGAGCUCUAUGAGGACCCCGAAGCCAUUAAGCGCGUCAUUGUCAACAUUCCUGGCUCCCCCAACUUCAACCCCGACUGGCUCACCACCUUCUUCGGCAAGCUUUCUGUUGAGCAAUCCCUUGAUUGUCUAGAUGCCAUGAUGAAGACGAACAUUCGACAAAACUUGCAGUCAGUGGUUACUAUCGCCACCAAGUACUCUGACCUCCUGGGAGCUGUUCGCCUGAUUGAUCUCUUCGAAAAGUACAAGACUGCUGAGGGUCUGUUCUACUACCUCGGUAGCAUUGUGAACCUAUCUGAGGACCCCGACGUGCACUUCAAGUACAUUGAGGCUGCUACCAAGAUGGGCCAGUUUAACGAGGUUGAGCGAUUGUGCCGCGAUAGUAACGUGUACAACCCAGAGAAGGUCAAGAACUUCCUUAAGGAAGCUAAGCUGCCCGAGCAGCUUCCUCUGAUCAUCGUCUGCGAUCGUUUCAACUUUGUUCACGACCUGAUUCUGUACCUGUACCAGAACCAACAAUUUGCUGCUAUUGAGACCUACGUCCAGUCUGUGAACCCUACACGAGCUCCCGAAGUCAUCGGAGGCCUUUUGGAUGUCGACUGCGACGAGAAUGUCAUCAAGCAGUUGUUGCAGACCGUUAACGCACAGGCUAUCAGCAUUGAUUCGCUUGUUUCUGAGGUCGAGUCUCGAAACCGACUAAAGCUUCUCUUGCCCUUCCUCGAGAAGACCCUUAACGAGGGUAACCAGCAGCAAGCUGUUUUCAAUGCUCUUGCCAAGAUCUAUAUCGAUUCCAACAACAACCCGGAGAAGUUCCUGAAAGAAAACGAUCAAUAUGAUACCUUGACAGUCGGAAAGUACUGUGAGAAGCGUGACCCCAACCUGGCUUACAUUGCCUACUCCAAGGGACAAAAUGACUUGGAGCUCGUCAACAUCACAAAUGAGAACUCCAUGUACCGAGCCCAGGCGCGAUAUCUGUUGGAGCGAUCUGAUAAUGAGCUGUGGGGCUUCGUGCUGAGCGAGAACAACAUUCACCGACGAUCUGUUGUUGACCAAGUCACCGCGACCGCGGUUCCUGAGGCUAAUGACCCUUCGAAGGUCUCCGUGGCCGUUGCUGCUUUCCUUGAGAAUGAUCUACCUCUCGAGCUUAUUGAACUUCUUGAGAAGAUCGUUCUCGAGCCUUCACCUUUCAGCGAUAACCAGAAUCUCCAGAACUUGCUUAUGUUCACUGCUGCCAAGGCUGAUAAGGGACGUGUCAUGGAUUACAUUCACAAGCUCGACAACUACAACGCCGAUGAGAUCGCCACCGCCUGUAUUGAGGUUGGCCUCUUUGAGGAAGCUUUCGAGAUUUACAAGAAGGCCGAUAACAAGUCUGCUGCUGUUGACGUCCUGAUCGAGAACGUGGUCAGCAUCGACCGUGCCCAGGGUUAUGCCGAAGAAGUUGACCUGCCCGAGGUCUGGAGCAAGGUUGCCAAGGCUCAGCUUGAUGGUCUUCGUGUUUCUGAUGCUAUCGAGUCCUACAUUAAGGCCGAGGACCCCCGCAACUACCUGGAGGUCAUUGAAGUUGCUACCCACGCCGGCAAGAACGAGGACCUUGUCAAGUACUUGCGCAUGUGCCGCAAGACCCUCCGCGAGCCUGCUAUCGACACUGCUCUGGCUUUCUCUUAUGCUCGCCUUGACCAGCUCUCCGAGCUUGAGGACUUCCUCCGAGCUACCAACGUUGCUAACAUUGAGGAGUCUGGUGACAAGGCUUACGAGGAGGGCUUGUUCGAGGCUUCCAAGAUCUUCUAUACUAGCAUUUCCAACUGGGCCAAGUUGGCAACCACUCUUGUUCACCUCGGUGAUUACCAAGCUGCCGUUGAGUGUGCCCGCAAGGCCAACAACAUCAAGGUGUGGAAGCAGGUUCACGAGGCCUGUGUUCAGAAGAAGGAAUUCCGACUUGCCCAGAUUUGCGGUCUCAACCUGAUUGUCGAUGCUGAGCAACUCCAGACCCUAGUCAAGGAGUACGAGCGCAACGGUUACUUUGACGAGCUUAUUAGCCUUCUCGAGCAAGGCCUUGGCCUUGAGCGCGCCCAUAUGGGAAUGUUCACUGAGCUCGGUAUCGCUCUCUCCAAGUACCACCCUGACCGCCUCAUGGAGCACAUCAAGAUCUUUUGGUCUCGCAUGAAUCUCCCCAAGAUGAUCAAGGCCUGCGAGGAAGCGAACCUCUGGCCUGAGCUGGUCUUCUGUUACUACCAUUAUGACGAAUUUGACAACGCUGCUCUUGCCGUCAUCGAGCGACCCGAGAACUCCUGGGACCACCAGCAGUUCAAGGAGAUCGUGGUCAAGGUUGCCAACCUGGAGAUCUACUACCGUGCUAUCAAGUUCUAUGUUGAGCAGCAUCCCUCGCUCAUCACUGACCUUCUUGCAACUCUUACUCCUCGUAUUGACGUUAACCGCGUUGUCAAGAUCUUCCAGAAGAACGAUGACCUCCCUCUUAUCAAGCCUUUCCUGCUCAACGUGCAAACUCAGAACAAGCGUGUUGUGAACGAGGCUGUCAACGAUCUGCUCAUCGAGGAGGAGGAUUACAAGACCCUACGUGACUCAGUCCAGAACUAUGACAACUACGAUGCUACCGAGCUGGCCAGCCGUCUGGAGAAGCAUGACCUCAUCUUCUUCCGCCAGAUUGCUGCUUCCAUCUACCGCAAGAAUAAGCGAUGGGAGAAGUCUAUUGCCUUGUCUAAGCAGGACAAGCUGUACAAGGACGCUAUCGAGACCGCUGCCCUAUCUGCCAAGACCGAGAUUGUCAGCGACCUCCUUCAAUAUUUCGUCGACAUUGGCCACCGCGAAUGCUACACUGGCAUGUUGUACGCUUGCUACGAGCUCAUCCGCCCUGACCUUGUUCUGGAGCUCUCAUGGCGCCAUGGCCUCAUGGACUUCUCUAUGCCUUACAUGAUCAACAUGCUCGCCCAGCAAACAAAGGACCUCGCCCUCCUGAAAGCAGACAACGAGGCACGCAAGGCAAAGGAGCAAGAGAAGGAGAAGACCGACGACAACACACCAAUCCUUGGCGCUUCUAGACUCAUGAUCACAGCUGGACCUGGUGGCAUGGGCUCUUCACCCUCGCCUGCACCAUAUGGCCAGGCAAACGGCUUCGCGCCGCAGCCCACCGGCUACGGUUUCUAG